Messenger RNA from Cryptococcus wingfieldii CBS 7118, 1938 nucleotides. RefSeq lists its product as hypothetical. The coding region runs from base 1 to 1938 and encodes 645 amino acids. The record is from RefSeq and is a predicted model, not a curated record. The transcript is spliced from 5 exons. Lineage: Eukaryota; Fungi; Basidiomycota; Tremellomycetes; Tremellales; Cryptococcaceae. Gene Ontology annotation, molecular function: DNA binding; DNA-binding transcription factor activity, RNA polymerase II-specific. Gene Ontology annotation, biological process: regulation of DNA-templated transcription.
AUGGACUCCAACUCGUACCUCGAGGGCGUGGCCGCCACAGCCGACCAGAUUAUGGCAGACUGCUCAUCAGUGGUGCCUAUACCGAGCAAACCUAUUACAACCUCUGGUUUGCAGCCAAGAUUUGCCAUUCCCGAUUUGGGCUCCAUUAGUAACAGAGCGAACUUGUCUUGGCUUUCUCCUCACCUUCAGCAAACAGUCUAUCAACGAAUACGCGUUACGCUUCAAUCCCUUCGCGAUAACAUGCUGAAGACAUUCAGAUCGACUGCAUCUGGCCUGCUAUCCCAAGAGUUGCUGGGAGGCUUGAACGACAGGGAGAUAGAAUCACGGCUGGCUCAAGUGUUCGAAGAAGAAUAUCGCAGAGAGUCCGACAAACUUCUCAAUGGGGUGGCACAUAUGGUGUUUCGGUUGGAAGGCCAAUUAGUGGGCUCUUCAACUGUCAUAAGCAGAAAAGGUUCUACAUUCAGCACGGAUGCGCUCAACACACUCGAAUCUGCCUACGAGCGCUGCCCAGUCUUGUCUCCAGCCGAGACAAACCUCGUCGCGUCGGCCGCCGGUAUCACUUCUCAGCAGGUUCGAACAUGGUUCCAGAACAAACGAAAUCGAGGCAAGAAGUUGGGCGGUGGCAAGCCCGCCAAGCCGUCCUCGGGUCCCCGACUCGUCGCCUCUCUACCCAAACGCGUCCCCCGACAACCAUCCUGCAGCUACUCCGCCUCCUCCGAACCUCUUAAUCUUAUCAAUGACACUCCUACUCGUCGUCCUGUCCGAGAUCUUCCUCGUCGCGCGCACUCCCAACGUCGAACCUCCUUCGACCCCUCCUUCGAGAUCACCCCUGAACCUUCCCUCGUCGACGGCGGCUCCAACUCCGUCUUCUCCCCCGCCACCCUCUCCCCCGGCUCUUCCUGCGACUCUAUCGCGUCCAAUGGCGGGUUCAUCUCCCCAUUCAGCAUGCACAUGGCGCAACAGCAAGGCCAAGAUGGUGGGAGGCAAGAAACGCAGAUCAAUAUCUGCUGGGACCAGGGUGUGCUGAAUGUACCCUUCGAGGCGCUGAAGAGUAGCGAGGGUGUCCCAAACUUUGAGUUUGUUCCCCCUACGCCAUCUCAGAACAACUGGGGCUCCUUCGACGCUAUAACUCCCGACGCCUUAUCCUUCCCGGGCAACUUUGGCAUGGACGACCUCAGCCAGAUGUCAUACGGCGGCCAGUUCGACGACGCCUCCCUCGGACUCGACAGCAUCGAGUACAUCCUCAACGAAGCGCUCUCAGAUCCCACUGCUUUCGGCGGAUUGACGCUCUCGGGCUCGCCCCAGUUUUCCGAGUCUUCGGCGCUGACGCCAGGGUCGGAGGCGGGUGCUUCGGAAGCCUCGUCGACGACUUUUGUGUCGAAUGGGGUGAGGGGUGGGGAUGGGCUUGAUGGAGACUUUUUCUCGGUGCUGGAUGGGAUGAUCAGUGCGCCGAGUCCGGAUGGGGAACAGGCUUGUCCUAUCUUCUCUCCUCAAGACCGAUCGGUUUCGUCCGCAUCGUCGUCUUCUGCCCUCUCUUUCACCUCUUCGUCUACUGCACCCACUUCCGUUUCCUCGUCUUCGGCGCUCAAGCAAGAGAACCAGUACCAGCAUAACCAGUAUACGAAGGGUCUUGAUCUCUUUGUUCCUGUCCAGCACCAGCAGCAACCACGCCAAGGGUCAGGCAACUUCGACAUGGGCUCAGUAGGGAACGAGAUCGGCCACGCUUGGCAGGGACAGGGAGACUUCGGGGCGCAGCCGCAGCAGGGCCAGAAGCAAGAUCAGAGCAGUUGGGGCUGGACCUCCGGCCUUCUCCCAUUCGACUCGACUCCUUCCCCCUCCGACGAACACACACCCAACCCACCAUUCCUCAACUUCCCCAACUCUCCCAACACUCCACCCUUCUCCCAGCAUACCCCGACUCCCUCGUGUUUGAACUAA